AUGGGUGUAUCCUUUGACUUCUUAAGCCAGAAGACCCUCAGAGAUCAGAUAUUAUUGGAUGGAACAUCCCAGUUACUUUCCUUAAUUUCGAUUGGUUCUACUAGCCUCGCCCUUCAUCCAGAUAGAAUCACAAUUGCUACUGGACAAACAGCUGGACAUGGGAAGUGUGAUGGGAAGGUGCGUCAUGACUUUUUCCUUCCAGUAUUUCACUAUCUUUUGUUUCAAAACACUCAUCAACUACUCUUUCUUUACUGUUCUUCUGUAACAUUUUAA
Messenger RNA from Echinococcus granulosus, 273 nucleotides. RefSeq lists its product as hypothetical. The transcript has 2 exons. The record is from RefSeq and is a predicted model, not a curated record. NCBI's taxonomy places the organism in Eukaryota, Metazoa, Platyhelminthes, Cestoda, Cyclophyllidea, Taeniidae. The coding region runs from base 1 to 273 and encodes 90 amino acids.